Messenger RNA from Drosophila takahashii, 4494 nucleotides. It is a transcript of the gene Blm, whose product is annotated as Bloom syndrome helicase. The record is from RefSeq and is a predicted model, not a curated record. Lineage: Eukaryota; Metazoa; Arthropoda; Insecta; Diptera; Drosophilidae. Gene Ontology annotation, cellular component: nucleus; cytoplasm; chromosome. Gene Ontology annotation, biological process: double-strand break repair via homologous recombination; DNA replication. Gene Ontology annotation, molecular function: nucleic acid binding; 3'-5' DNA helicase activity; ATP binding.
AAUUGCGCGGGUUUUUAGUCUCAAACUGUAUUAAAUUGUUUUGUUUACCAAUUUAUUAACUAGUUGUUUUGCAAAGUUAAGCGCUGGCAGCUGAAUGAAUCGCAGGUCGUCAUGUCCAAGAAGCCCGCAGCGCCCAGGAAACAGCUCACACUCAGCAGCUUCAUUGGCCUGGAUACCAAUUCCCAGAGUCAACCGAAGAGCAAAGUGACAAACGUGAGGAGCAAGCCUAGUGCAGUCUACAAUCCCAUCUUUCUGGACUCCUCCUCCUCCGACGAUGAAUCUACGCUGAGGUCCAGUCAAUCCAGCAAGGAAACUGUCUCAUCCAAGAAAUCGGUCAAGAAGCACACUUAUUUCGACCUUUCCGAAUCGCCACUAGGUCCACGUAUUGCAAGGAAAUCUGACCUAGAUUCACCUACCAAACUACUGCCAAAGAGUGAGAGCAGCCACUCGUAUCGGGGAUUAUCUGAAUCGCCGCUGGAGAAGCAAACAUUUGAGGAUUACCUAAAGAAACCUCUGCAGAAUGAAAGGAAAAAAACAACCUUUUCCCUGUUGGAUUCUCCUUCACCUGCUAAGCCUGCCAGGAAACCGGAACUAAGUAUAUUUUCGGAAUCUCCAGGGAAAUCCACGACGGACUCGCCUUCUCAAAAGUACUCCUUCGAGGACUCUCCAAUCAAGCAGAAUGGAGGAAGGCACCCACUUCUCACGCUGCCCGAUUCUCCACCUCCUGCAAAGAAAGCAGAGAAAACCUCCCCGAAGAAACCACCAGAGAGAAGGACUUCCCGGGACAAAAUCAUCAUAGAGGAUUCCCCUAAAAAACCACAAGUGACUGAUAGAAAGCCCACUCUUUCCACUUUCCUCGAAUCACCAAGGGCUUCAUAUAAAAAAACAGGCAGCAGUAGUAAUCUCUUCGAGGAUUCGCCAGAGAAAAGCAGUGGCUACAAACUUGGUUCGGCAAAAGAAAAUGCUCUUCCAACUAAACCUGCUGCUGCUCCACCUCCACCAGCGCCUUUAAAGCCCAGACUCAGUGUGACUUUCGACAAUUCUCUGGAUGAUUACCUAAAGAAUUUGGCCCAGAACGACAACUUUAGCAUCGAUCACAACAAUCAAAGCGUUGAAGCGCAGCGCAGUUCUCUAAGCUUCUUUCGCUCUACCUACGUAGAGCUUAUGGAAAAGUAUUGUUCACUGAUUGAUCAGAUUCCCGCCAUGCAUUUCAAUGAAAUCGCCGGUUUUCAGCCAAACACCUUCAUUAAGCUCAAGGUAAUGCGGCAAAAGUUCAAGGCACGGUCGCAGCUUCUCCAGAAACAACUGGAGAAAAAUGAGAGCAAACUGAAGGCUGAGCAAGAUGCCCUGGAGCAGGAGGAAAUGGAAAUGCAGGAGGAGAAGAUUGGGUUUAUGGGUUCAAGUCUAACCCCGCCAGGAAGUACUCUUCGUGUUUUGCCGCCCAGUAAACUCAUGGAGAGCAAGGAAGAAAAGUUUCCUAGCAAGCCGAUUGAUCCGCCACCGAUGUCCAAACGCCAGCAACUCCUCCAUGAUCUUUGCGGUGAGCCAGAUGAUUAUUCGCCGCCCAGCCAGUCACCUUCGAUACCCAAACGCCAGCAGCUCAUUCACGACCUCUGCGGGGAGCCAGAUGAUUUCCCACCGAAAGAUCCGCAUCUGAUGCGAAAAUGUGAGGAAUUGGUUCACGAUUUAUGCGAGGAACCCGAUGACUAUUUGGCCCAGAGCAUGAUGCUCGACGGCGACCUGGAGGAGGAGCAAAUGAACGGGCCCACACAGCGGACCACAGCCAGCGAAAUGGAUGAGGACGAUGAUGAUGACUUGGAGGGCCUCUUGGCGGACAUUGAGAACGAUUACCAGGAGAAGAAGGGCCGUCGGUCAGAGUUCGAGGGCUACAACUACAAGGAAUUGGAGUCUGUGAAGGUGAAGGAGAAGCCAAAGGAGGCGCCAACAAAUAUUACCCUGGAUGACGAUGGCUUUCCCGAAUACGAUGAGGCAAUGUUCGAGGAAAUGCACUCCCAGGCGGCAAUUAAGAACAGCACUUUAUGUACCGCCCCCAGCAGCAGUAGAAGUGUUGCGCCAGCCAAGCUAUCCAGUGCUCCGAAUUCCCAGAAGCUAUCCGGAAACUUCCACUCCAACGUGCACAACGACGGCAUCACCGGCGAGUUCGAUGGCCAAAAGUUCGAGCACUCCACCCGCCUUAUGCAUGGAUUAAGCUACAGCUUCGGUCUGAAGAGCUUCCGUCCCAAUCAGCUGCAGGUGAUCAACGCUACGCUGGUGGGCAACGAUUGCUUCGUCCUGAUGCCCACGGGAGGAGGAAAGUCGCUGUGCUAUCAGCUGCCUGCCAUUCUGACCGAGGGAGUGACCAUUGUUGUUAGUCCGCUGAAGUCGCUGAUCUUUGAUCAGAUCAACAAACUGGCUUCCUUGGAUAUCUGCGCGAAGAGUCUUAGUGGAGAACAAAAAAUGGCCGAUGUGACGGCCAUCUACAGGGAUUUAGAAUCCCAACCACCGCUGGUCAAACUGCUCUACGUGACGCCCGAGAAGAUCAGCAGCUCGGCUCGCUUCCAGGACAUACUGGACACCCUGAACUCGAACAACUACAUCAGUCGAUUCGUUAUUGACGAGGCCCAUUGUGUUUCGCAGUGGGGUCAUGACUUCAGGCCGGACUACAAGAAACUUGGAGUGCUGAAGAAGCGUUUCCCCAAUGUUCCCACCAUCGCCUUAACCGCCACAGCAACGCCGCGCGUUCGUUUGGACAUUCUGGCGCAGUUGAAUCUAAAGAACUGCAAGUGGUUUUUGUCCAGCUUCAAUCGCAGCAAUUUGCGCUACAGGGUUUUGCCCAAAAAGGGUGCAUCCACUCUAGAAGAUAUUAGUGCCUACAUUCGCACCAAGCCGGCGCAUUCGAGCGGCAUCAUUUACUGCCUGUCCCGCAAGGAGUGCGACGAGACGGCCAAGAAGAUGUGCAAGGAUGGCGUCCGGGCGGUGGCCUAUCAUGCGGGACUCACGGACAACGAGCGGGAGACGCGACAAAAGGAUUGGCUGACCGGCAAGAUCAAGGUGAUCUGUGCCACCAUCGCCUUUGGCAUGGGCAUCGACAAGCCGGAUGUGCGGUUCGUCUUGCACUACUCGCUGCCCAAGUCCAUCGAGGGUUACUACCAGGAGGCAGGUCGCGCUGGACGAGACGGCGAGAUGGCCGAUUGCAUCUUGUACUACAACUAUGCGGACAUGCUGAGGAUCAAGAAGAUGCUGGACUCCGACAAAGCCCUCCAGUACAAUGUGAAGAAGAUACAUGUGGACAAUCUGUAUCGCAUUGUUGGCUACUGUGAAAAUCUCACGGAUUGCCGGCGUGCCCAGCAGCUGGACUAUUUCGGGGAGCACUUCACCAGCGAGCAGUGCCUGGAGAACCGGCAGACCGCCUGCGACAACUGCAUCAACAAGAAGGCCUAUCGAGCGGUCGACGCACUGGAACAUGCCCGCAAGGCGGCGCGCGCUGUCAAGGACCUGUGCAGCGGCCGAUCUCGCUUCACACUCUUGCACAUAGCCGACGUCCUCAAGGGCUCCAAGAUCAAGAAGAUCGUGGACUUUAACCACCACAAAACACCGCAUCAUGGAGCCUUGAAAGACUGGGAAAAGAACGACAUUCAUAGGAUACUACGCAAAAUGGUCAUCGAUGGAUUCUUAAGAGAGGAUUUAAUAUUCACCAACGACUUUCCGCAGGCCUACUUGUAUCUGGGCAAUAAUAUUAGUAAACUAAUGGAGGGCACGCCCACUUUUGAGUUUGCCGUGACCAAAAACGCCAAGGAAGCCAAGGCGACGGUGGGCAGCGUUUCCGAUGCGGCAGCAAACAGUGGCGCCGAAAGCAAGUCGGGAAUGCGAGAGAUUCACGAGCGCUGCUACACGGAUCUUCUAGAUCUUUGCCGAACCAUUGCCAGCCAGCGGAACGUCACGAUGGCCAGCAUCAUGAACAUUCAGGCUUUGAAAGCCAUGGCUGAAACACUACCCCUCAGCGAGAAGGACAUGUGCAGCAUACCGCACGUGACCAAGGCGAACUAUGAUAAAUACGGCGCCAAGCUGCUCGAGAUUACCUGCAACUAUGCCUCGGAGAAGCUGCUCAUGCAGGCCGUUCUGGACGACGAGGAGGAGCAGGCGGCCGCCGCCAAGCAGAAGCCCACAACCUCGGGUUGGAACAACGACAGUGCGUUGGAUUGGGACAGAGCGGUGGCAUCGCAGGGUGGGGCAAACACAAGCGGUGGCAGCGGUUUCAACUCCUUCCGAGCGGGCAAGCGAAAAAAGAUCUACAAGGGAGGAGCCAGUAAGAGGUACAAAACGAAUACAUCUUCGCCGGCGGCCAGGAAGACCACAUCCGCCAGGGGCAGAGGUGGUAGGGCAGGGGCGAAGCGAGCGGAAAGCACAGCUUCCUCUUCAUCAUCCGGCUGGAAAUCCAAGAAAACAGGGAGCAGCGCCAGCUUUGAUUUAAUGCCACUGCCAGGCUCCAAGUAA